Messenger RNA from Andrographis paniculata, 2864 nucleotides. Its product is annotated as pentatricopeptide repeat-containing protein At3g18020. Gene Ontology annotation, molecular function: protein binding. The record is from RefSeq and is a predicted model, not a curated record. Bases 270 to 2270 code for a protein of 666 amino acids. NCBI's taxonomy places the organism in Eukaryota, Viridiplantae, Streptophyta, Magnoliopsida, Lamiales, Acanthaceae. The transcript has a single exon.
UCUUCCAUCUCUUUAUUGUAAAUUAGGUUUGGAUCGAUGCAAAGAUUUCUCCAAAACGAUGAGAUGAGAUGAUUUGGUUUGGUACAUGAAAUUCAAUUCAUGGUUGUAACUAAACCUUUCCUCCUCAAUAAACAACCUGUGCCGCUGAAUAACAAUGGCGAUGGAGAGAAUCAUCUUCCUCGAAAUCCAUGUGGCGGCGCAAGAACAAUGCCUCAAAUAACAAGUUAUUAUGAUGUCACUACGGCAUAUCAAAAUCAACUUCGAUUUCGAUGUGGCUUUCACGAACGCACCUGCCAUGGCGCCUCAGCUUCACAACGCUCGCUGCCUUCCCAUCAACCCUACCGCCGAACAACGCCAACCUCGAAUCCAUCGACAUAACCGACGCGGCGCAUUGGACGAGACGGAUCCACAAACUCUGCACCCUCGACCGCGACGCCGACGCCGCACUCCAUCUCCUCCACCGCCUCCGCCUCCGCGGCUUCCGCCCCGAUUCCCUCAACAUCAGCAGCAUCAUCCACGCUCUCUGCGACGCUGGCCGGUUCCUCGACGCGCACAAUCGAUUGCUCCUCUUCGUGUCUUCUCAAAACGCUCCCGACGAGCGCACCUGCAACGUCCUCAUCGCGCGCCUCCUCGACGGCCGCGACGUCUCCGCCACACUGCGCUUGAUGAACUCCAUGGUUUCCGAGAAGCCAGGCUUCGUGCCUUGUUUGGAGAAUUACAACCGAUUGAUCGACGGAUUCUGUAAGAUUGGGAGGAUGGAAGCCGCGCAUUUGCUGCUCUAUCAUAUGAUGAUCAGAGGCCAUUCUCCAAACGUUGUGACCUACACCACUCUCAUCAAUGGCUACUGCAGAAAUGGCGAUGUGGCAGCUGCAGACAAGGUGUUCGACGAAAUGUCUGAGGAUGGAAUUCAUGCCAAUGCGCUUACUUACAGUGCUUUAAUCCAUGGAGUUUUCAGAAACAGGGAUUUUCAGAGAGGAAAGAUCUUGAUGGACAAAAUUUGGGAAGUCAUGAGAAGCAGCAAUACCGGCGGCAACAACAACAAUGGCGACAUCGAGCAACUUAACAAUGCUGCUUUCUGCCAUGUAAUCGAAUGUUUGUGCAGGGAAGGAUUGUUCCACGAGGUGUUUAAGAUCGCAGAAGAUACGCCGCAAGGCGAGCAUGUUCGCAAAGAAUUCGCUUAUGCGCAAAUGGUCGAUGCGUUUUGUAGGUUCCAGAGGUACAACGCCGCUGCGCGGAUCGUCUAUAUAAUGAGAGGCGCGGGUUUAAUUCCAAGCUUGGUUUCGUAUAAUUCGAUCGUGCACGGCUUAUGCAAUGAUAGCGAUGUAUUUAGAGCAUACCAAAUGCUGGAAGAAGGAAUGCAGAUCGGGUUCUAUCCUUCUCUGUAUACAUAUACAAUCUUGGUUGAAGGUCUCUGUAGGGAAUACGAUAUGGCGAAAGCGAAGGGAGUUCUAGACUUGAUGUUGAGUAAGGACGGCGCGGAUAGGACAAGAAUAUAUAAUAUAUAUUUGCGGGCGCUUUGUUAUGUGAACGAUCCUACCGCACUUCUAAAUGUGCUCGUGUCGAUGUUCCAGGCGCACUGCCAGCCGGAUAUUGUUACGCUCAAUACCGUAAUCAAAGGGCUUUGUCGAAUGGGGAGAGUCGACGAGGCUUUGCAGGUGUUGGAUGAUAUGGAUCAGGGGAAGUUUUGUGGGCCGGACGAGGUUACCUACGGCACGAUUGUUGGCGGGCUCUUAAAUGCAGGUAGGGCGGAUGAAGCCGUUGUCGUCGUAAAAAAUGUCAUGCCCCGGAAAGGAUUUUCGCCCGGGGUCGUGACGUACAAUACUUUAUUAUCCGGAUUGUUUAAACUCGGGCGAGCGAAUGAAGCUAUGGAAGUUUUUGGAGACAUGGCUGGCAACAGAGUGUGUGCGGAUUGUGUGACAAAUACGAUUAUGAUCGAGGGGUUGUGCAAGUUGGAUAGGGUCGAUGAUGCGAAGAAGUUGUGGAAGGAUACGGUGUGGCCCUCGGGUGUUCACGACAACUUUGUCUACUCGGCAAUGCUCAAGGGGCUGUGCUUCUCGGACAAGUUCAUCGAGGCCUGCGAUUUUCUGUACGAACUGGCCAACUGCGGCACUUCGCUCAACAAUGUGAACUACAACGUGGUUCUCGACUACGCUUGCAGGGUGGGAUUCAAGAGAGAAGCGUAUGAGAUUGUUGGGGAAAUGAAGCGCAACGGCGUUAUGCCGGAUGGCGUAACAUGGCGAAUAUUGAAUAAGUUGAAUGACGGUGUGUGAUGUGAGGGGACUGUAUCGAAAAAUAUAUGCGAGUUAACGAUCUGUUGUCGUCCAACGGUUAAGAUAUAUUCAAAAAGUAAUAGCCGCGGAUUUUCACGUUAUAAUAAAAUAUAAGAGUUUGUAAAAAGAGGCCAGAGCUGGAGUUUUACUACCGGGUGGGUUGCCGUGAAGAGCGAUCCGAGUAAGCUUGAGUAUGUGUUGUUUGAGCUUUAACAUGAAAAUGUUAUCGUAUUGGCGCGGCUCGAUUCGACAAGGAUUCGAUCUAAAACGGUAGUACGAGCUCGGCUUGUAAAACUCAAACUCAAGCUCCAAAUUGUUGAAGCCGGCGCUAGACUUGGUCAUUUGGUUCAGAACCGCCGGUCUUCGGUUUGAAUUGAAAUCGGGCUCAAACCGAACUUAAACUGUCAUUCCAACCGUUCGGUUUCGGUUUGUGAUUGAGCCAAAUUGUAAACCGUUGGUUCAAACCGGCGGUUUCGGUUCGAACUACCGGUUUGGGUGAUUUUUUUGUUUUAAAACUUGAAAUUAACAGUGAAGAUUUAAUGUACGUUUUGGUAAAAGAGCGGAUGUAAUUUAUUGAUGGGUGUAUAAAUAGAU